This is a messenger RNA of Biomphalaria glabrata, 2209 nucleotides long. RefSeq names its product protein spinster homolog 1-like. The record is from RefSeq and is a predicted model, not a curated record. Gene Ontology annotation, cellular component: membrane. NCBI's taxonomy places the organism in Eukaryota, Metazoa, Mollusca, Gastropoda, Planorbidae. Gene Ontology annotation, molecular function: transmembrane transporter activity. Bases 196 to 1836 code for a protein of 546 amino acids. The transcript is spliced from 13 exons. Gene Ontology annotation, biological process: transmembrane transport.
GCGUUUCCCAUCGUCAGUGACAUCAUUGAAUCAAUCAACUAUAACUUACUAGAUCUAUAAGCACAUGAAAGUGUUAGCGGGAGUCAAGAUCCUAGAGGAAAUGCAAAAUUGACUAGUAGAUGAAAUAUAAAUGAUGGCUAACAUGAACUUAAAGCAAAGGCCUCAGACAGACUUAAUUUGAAAUUUAAUAAGCAAAUGACAAGUACUAGCUAUCCAUUUGAUGACACUGUUCAGCUUUCACAAAUCAUGCCGACACAAGACGACAAUGCCCCUAUUGUUGGAAAUAACUAUGCGGCCAAUGUAGGGAUUAAUGGCAAUGACUCCCAACAAGCGAAUGUAUCAACUUUCUCUGUUAGUAAGAAGCGGGCUUGCCUUACUGUCUUUAUUUUGCUGUUGGUGAAUUUGCUGAAUUAUAUGGAUAGAUUCACAGUGGCUGGUGUUCUGAUUGAUGUCAAGCACUACUACCAUGACUUGGGCAACUCUGAUGCUGGUAUCAUACAGACAGCCUUCAUUUGUACAUACAUGGUCUUCUCACCCAUAUUCGGCUAUCUAGGAGAUCGAUAUACACGCAAGUACCUGAUGGUUUUUGGGAUACUCAUGUGGUCUGUUUUUACACUGGCAAGCUCAUUUAUACCCGGUGAUUACUUCUGGGCCUUUGUGCUACUAAGAGCUCUAGUUGGAAUAGGUGAAGCUAGCUACUCUACCAUUGCUCCUACCAUUAUUGCAGAUCUUUUCUCAAAACAUCAGAGGACCUAUGCCCUGAUGGUGUUCUAUUUCGCCAUUCCAGUUGGCAGUGGCCUGGGCUAUAUUGUUGGCUCCAUUGUUGCAAAAUGGCUAGGUGAAUGGCAGUGGGCGCUCAGGGUGACUCCAUUAUUAGGAGUCAUUUGUGUCAUACUGAUUAUAGUGGUUGCUGUUGAGCCCCAGCGGGGUAUGUCUGAAAAUAGCCAAGUCCAUGUCUCUAAUUCUGGCUUGUGUACAGACAUUAAAGACUUGAUAGCAAACAAGAGCUUCAUGCUGUCUUCUGCUGGAUUUACUUGUGUGGCAUUUGUCACUGGAGCUCUGGCCUUCCUAGCUCCUUCCUUUAUGUACUAUUCCACAAAGUUUCUCAGCCAGAUGGAGAGUGAGUCAAGUAUAAGUACAACUUUUGGUGGAAUCACAGUCUUGGCUGGAUUUAUUGGCGUUGGUAUGGGAGCCUGGCUGUCGAGGACCUAUAAACGUGUCAACCCAAGAGCUGAUCCACUUGUCUGUGCUGGAGGACUGCUGACCUGUGUCCCUUUUUUGUUUUUUGCUUUGUUUGUCUCCAAAUACAACACAGCUGCUACAUGGGUUUUGAUAUUUUUUGGAGAAACACUUUUAUGUUUGAACUGGGCUAUAACUGCAGAUAUUCUUUUAUAUGUUGUCAUUCCUACUAGACGUUCAUUGGCAGAGUCUGGCCAGAUACUUAUGUCUCAUUUAUUUGGAGAUGCAAUUAGCCCCUACAUUAUUGGUUUGAUAGCUGAUUCUUUGGCUGACAACCAUUCAAAUUCCAAACUGCCCUCUGUACAGUUUGUAUCUAUGCAAACAGCAUUAUAUCUGACAACUUUUGUUUGUGUAGUCGGGGGAGCAUUUUAUUUAGCUACUGCCAUUUACGUUGAACAGGAUAAAAAGAAAGCUGAGAAAAUUUCACAUGGUAAUUUAGAAGAUAGUGAUGAUGAUGCUGUGUUUACUGAUGGAUCUGAUGUGAAUUAUUUAGCUGAUGAGGAUGUGCCAAGAGGCAUUGGAGGCCUGAGAUCAGAUCAGGAAGUCAGGGUGGCUUUUACUGAUGGUGAUCAUCAUGAGAUUAGCACAGCUUCUUGACAAGAGAUUCUUAAGAGUUGAUCCUCUUGAAUGAAAGUUUUUAAUUUUAUAAAAGAAAGAUUUUAUUUGUGAUGAAUGCCAUUACUUUGAUAAGAUUGUUUUUGUUUAUAUGACUAAUUUAUUUGCAUGGAUUUUUGUAAAUUACACUGUAUAAUAAAUGCACCUCACCUACUUUGAAGAGCUACACUUGAUACCAAUUUAUAAAGGUAAUUUGGAUAUUUUCGUUAAUUAACUUAGCACAAAUAAAAAAAAUGUAUUUAUGUCCAAUACAAUUUUAAUAAUUUUUUGUUGUUGUUGAAAGGUAUGUUGCAAAUUACAAAAAAAGUUGUUGCAUUUUUAACUCCUAAAAUAUUGAAUAAAUAAUUUUUCCAGA